This is a messenger RNA of Zingiber officinale, 3468 nucleotides long. RefSeq names its product leucine-rich repeat receptor-like protein kinase TDR. Gene Ontology annotation, molecular function: protein kinase activity; ATP binding; receptor serine/threonine kinase binding. Gene Ontology annotation, biological process: protein phosphorylation. Bases 51 to 3350 code for a protein of 1099 amino acids. NCBI's taxonomy places the organism in Eukaryota, Viridiplantae, Streptophyta, Magnoliopsida, Zingiberales, Zingiberaceae. The record is from RefSeq and is a predicted model, not a curated record. The transcript has 2 exons.
AAAGAGACAGACCAUGGCUCCAAUUAAAGACCAAAAAGAGCGAGGGAGGAAUGGCACGCACGAAUCCGGAGCUGCUCGAGUCGCCCGGCGACCCAAUGAUGGCGGCGACGCAGGCCCUGCUCCCCGUCCCCGCACCAUCCCAGCUCCUAAAAAGGGAAGCCGCCGCCGCCGUGCUCUCCUAUCCCUUCUUGUUUUCAUCGUCCGGAUCGUCGUCGGAAAUCAACAUGCUGUUGUUGCUCUCCAGUCUCUGCUAUUGCAUUGUCCUCGCCGGCUCUGCGUCGCCGCCGCCGCUCCCUGUGACGGCUCUGCUUUCCCUGCGCUCCUCCCUCGUUGAUCCCUCCUCCAACCUUCGAAAAUGGGCGGCGGCCUAUGGUAACCUGACGGACGACCCGCGGCCGUGGUGUUCUUGGUCGGCUGUCACGUGCGACGACGCUACUGGUGCGGUCACUGCCCUCGACCUCUCCCGGAAGAAUCUCUCCGGCGCCAUCGCGCCCGAGCUCCGCCUGCUCCGUUCUUCGCUCGAACACCUCAACCUCAGUGGGAAUGCCUUCACCGGCCCGCUCCCGGACUUUCUGUUCGACCUCACUCGCCUCCGCAGCCUCGACAUCAGCCGCAACGACUUCAACUCCACUUUCCCGCCGGGCGUCGCCAGGCUCCGCUGUCUCACCGUCCUUGACGCCUACAGCAACAGCUUCGCUGGCCCGGUGCCCCCGGGCCUGACGAGGCUCCGACGAUUGGAGCACCUCAAUCUCGGCGGGAGCUUCUUCGAGGGCCGCAUUCCUCCGGGUCUCGGCAGCUUGCCGCGGCUGCGGUUUCUUCACCUCGCAGGAAAUCUCCUCGGUGGCCGGCUGCCGAGCGAGCUCGGCUGCUUGACGCUGCUCGACCACAUGGAGAUUGGGUAUAACUCCUACACAGGCCGCGUUCCGCCGGAGUUCGGAAGGUUGGCUAGUCUUACUUACCUCGACAUCUCGUCGGCGAACAUCACCGGCGUUCUGCCGUGGGAGCUCGGCAACCUUACUCGGCUCGAGUCCGUUUUCCUCUUCAAGAACAGGAUUUCCGGCGGAAUUCCAACGAGUUUUUCCAAUAUAAGAGCUCUCAAAGUUCUUGAUCUCUCCGAUAAUCUCCUCCACGGCCGAAUUCCUACUGGCUUCUCCGCUUUACUGAACCUCACUCAACUCAGCCUCAUGAGCAACGAGCUCUCCGGUGAGAUCCCUUCCGGAAUCGGAGUUCUGCCCAAUCUAGAAGUGCUCAACCUCUGGAACAACUCACUCACCGGGAAGCUUCCGCCGGAACUUGGCGCCGGUGGUAGGUUGCAGAAGCUCGACGUGUCCUCCAAUUCUCUCACCGGUCCGAUCCCACGGACUCUCUGCCUCGGGAACAGACUCAAUCGCCUCAUCCUCUUCUCCAACUCGUUCGACUCGGAAAUUCCGCCGGAGCUCGCGAAUUGCUCCUCGCUGUGGCGCGUCCGCGUCGAGAAGAAUCGCCUGGUCGGGUCCAUUCCGGCGGGCUUCGGCUCGUUGCCUAACCUGACUUAUAUGGACCUAAGUAGCAACGGCCUCUCCGGCGGCGUACCAGAGGACCUCGGGCACGCCCCGAGGUUGGAAUUCUUGAACGUCUCGAAGAAUCCUCUCCUGGCGCCACUGCCGGAGAGCAUUUGGCAAGCGCCGAGUAUUCAAAUCUUCGCCGCCAGCAGCUGCGGUUUGAUCGGGGAGAUUCCGAGCUUCGAUUCUGGCUGCAGGAAUAUCUACAAGAUCGAAUUAGAGAAUAAUGAGCUUAAAGGGAGCAUCCCCACCACCAUCGGCCGCUGCCAGAGGUUGCUAAAUCUGAAGCUAGACCGUAACAGAAUCACAGGGAGCAUCCCGCCGGAGCUAGCGGAGCUCCCUUCGAUUGCCGAGAUUGAUCUCUCCUGGAACGAGCUCAACAGCACCAUUCCACCCGAGUUCGACAACUGCAGCACCAUGGAAAACUUCAACGUCUCCUUCAACCGCCUCACUGGCCCGGUCCCUUCCGCGAACAAUGUUCUCAAGAACUUUCACUCCUCAGCGUUUGCCGGCAACGCCGGCCUCUGCGGUGCGUUGGUGGGGAGGCCUUGCGAGAUCCCAGGGGGCGCCGCGGCAGCCGCUGCCGCGGACACGCAGCAAACCGCUCGGGGCUCUGCCGGAGCAGCAAUUGUGUGGAUUGCCGCCGCGGCAGUUGCGGCUGGACUGGUGGUUCUGAUACUGGGAACUCGGUGGACGCAACAAAAAGAAGAGGUGGAGGAGGAGGAGCUGGGUGGACCUGCGCAGUGGCGAAUGACCGCAUUCCAGCGCCUAAACUUCACGGCGGAGGACGUUGAAAGAUGCGUGUCGUCGAGCGACCAGAUCAUCGGGAUGGGAUCGACGGGGAUCGUGUACCGCGCAAAGAUGCCGGACGGCGAGACCAUAGCGGUGAAGAAACUGUGGAGCCCACAAAAGGAGGGCGUCGGGCGGCAGAAGAGGAGGAAAGGAGGCACGGUCGCGGAGGUGGAGGUGCUGGGAUCGGUGAGGCACCGCAACAUCGUCCGGCUGUUGGGCUGCUGCGCCAACGGCGAGACGACUCUGCUCCUCUACGAGUACAUGCCCAACGGGAGCCUUGAGGAUCUGCUGCGCAGCCGUAGCGGCUCAGAAAAGGGAGGUAGCUGCCGGCUGAGCAUGGAUUGGGCGAUGCGGCACCAGAUCGCGGUGGGGAUCGCGCAGGGGAUCUGCUACCUCCACCACGAUUGCGACCCAGUGAUCGUGCACCGCGAUUUGAAGCCGAGCAACAUUUUGUUGGACGCGCAGAUGGAGGCUCGGGUGGCGGACUUCGGCGUGGCCAAGCUCAUCCGGACGGCCAACCAGUCCAUGUCGGUCAUCGCCGGCUCCUGCGGCUACAUUGCUCCCGAGUACGCGUACACGCUGCAGGUCGACGAGAAGAGCGACAUCUACAGCUACGGCGUGGUGCUGAUGGAGAUGGUGAGCGGGAGGAGGUCGGUGGAGGCGGAGUUCGGGGAGGGGAACAGCAUCGUGGAGUGGGUGCGGACGAGGAUGGCGAAGGCGGAGGAAGGCGGGGCGUGGGAGGUGCUGGACCAGGCGGCGGCGGCCGGGUGCAAGCAGGUGAGCGAGGAGAUGAUGCUGGUCUUGCGCAUAGCCUUGCUCUGCACGAGCAAGAACCCCAAGGACCGGCCGUCGAUGAGGGACGUGCUGUCCAUGCUGAGAGAGGCGAUGCCCGACAGGAAGGUCAAGGAGGCGAGUAGAGGUGUCAGACGGGCCAACCCAUGGCGGGGCGGGCCAGCCCAUGGCGGGUCAGUCAUAUGGCGGAGCGGGCCGGGCCGGGUCUCUAUUCCAACGGAUUGAAAAAUUCUCAACCCAACCCAAAUUAAGGCGGGUUGCGGGUUAGGCGGGCCAACCCACGGGCCACAUACUCAUUUAAAAAAUAAAAAAUAUUUUGUAAAAAAUUAUGUGCUUGAAUCAA